This is a messenger RNA of Poecilia latipinna (sailfin molly), 3926 nucleotides long. Its product is annotated as R3H domain-containing protein 2-like. The record is from RefSeq and is a predicted model, not a curated record. The transcript is spliced from 25 exons. Gene Ontology annotation, molecular function: nucleic acid binding. NCBI's taxonomy places the organism in Eukaryota, Metazoa, Chordata, Actinopteri, Cyprinodontiformes, Poeciliidae. The coding region runs from base 240 to 3461 and encodes 1073 amino acids.
UUUUUGUUUCCCUGACAGCCUUUACCCCAAGACCCAAGGCUUGCUAUGGAAUUCACUUUACCCCCUGCUGCUGCCCAGCCUAGUACACGACCUUAGUGGAUUCCCUUCAUCUCCCUGUGUGUGGUUCUUACCCACACUCACUGUAAAAAGUUCAGCAUAGACCUGGUACCUCCAACAGCCACUACUGGGUUCUCCACCAGUCCCCUCCCCACUCCCACCCUCUCCCCUCCCCUAAGAAGAUGUCACUGAGCCUGACAACAGACAUCCAGCAGGAGGGAGAGAGUGGGCUACAAAUCGAGCCCUGCAGUCGAGGUAAAAGCUCUCCUCAACCACAGAGCACCAAGGAUGGGACAGGAGAGGGACCAGAGCCAGAUGAUAACUCUCCACAGGAUGCACAGCAGAAGCGGGCUACUAACCACAGCCAUGGCAGGAAAAGGGCCAAGUCUAAUGCCAAAAUGAAAUUAGUACGGAGUCUGGCAGUAUGUGAGGAGUCCUCUGGUCCUUUCCCCAACGAUGGACCCCCAGAAUCGGAAAUCAUCCAGCUUCACAUCAGCUGCCCAUCAGACAAAGAGGAAGAAAAGUCUUCAAAGGACGAGUAUGAAAAUGAAGAAAAGGAGAAGAAGGACAAGACUCCUCGAAAGAUGCUGUCACGUGAUUCCAGUCAGGAAUACACCGACUCCACAGGCAUUGACGUUCAUGAGUUUUUGGUCAAUACACUGAAAAACAAUCCCAGGGAUCGAAUGAUGCUGCUUAAACUAGAACAAGAUAUCCUGGAGUUCAUUAAUGACAACAAUAACCAGUAUAAGAAAUUUCCUCAGAUGACUUCGUAUCAUCGAAUGCUGUUGCAUCGUGUGGCCGCCUACUUUGGCAUGGAUCACAACGUAGAUCAGACAGGAAAGGCUGUCAUCAUCAACAAGACUGGAAACACUCGCAUCCCAGAGCAACGGUUUUCUGAACACAUCAAGGAUGAACGCAACAUGGACUUUCAGAAGAAGUUCAUCCUUAAAAGAGAUGAUGCUAGUAUGGACAAAGAUGAUAAUCAGAUCCGUGUGCCACUGCAGGACGGGAGGCGUAGCAAAUCUAUUGAAGAGCGAGAAGAAGAAUAUCAGCGGGUACGAGACAGGAUCUUUGCCCGAGAAGUGUCCUUUUUUUUGCAGUCGUCUCAAAAUGGAUACAUCAAUGACAACAGACUUUCCACUGAGGGCUACUGCUCUAGCUCUCAAAAGAGGAGACAGAUCUUUAGAGGGAACCGUGAGAGCUCCAGUCGAGCAUCAAGCAGUCGUCAAAGCAGCACAGACAGUGAUAUGAAGUGUCUGGAGCCACGACCUUGGAGCAGUACCGACUCAGACAGUUCUAACCGCACCCUUCGGCCACCCGUGACGAAGGCCAGCAGCUUCUCUGGCAUCUCCAUCCUCACCAGAGGGGACAGCCUUGGCAGCAACAAAGGAUCACAGGGAAGCUGCAAGGGCUCUCGCUCUGGCUUGCCCCUAGUCAGUCCUGAUGUUUGCCCGCCGCCUUCGGUCUCCCAGUCCAGCCGUAGCCUCCUACCCUGCCCGCCGCAGCCGCCACAGCAGCCGCAGCCCCAGGCUCCACCUCAAACCGCUCUGCUACCCACCCCGCAGCAGCACCCCAUGGGCAACCACAUGAUUGCUCAGCCGGUGGCGUCUCUGCAGCCCUCUCAGCCUGUCUCCUACUCCAGCCCCUCCUGCCCCCAGGUUCUCCUGCCAGUUUCUCCUCCCCAGCAGUACACAAUGGGAGAUGAGCUGGCACCCCAGUUCACACAAAUGACUCUGAGUCGGCAGGGCUCCAGCGAGAACCCUGAGCCCCCACCCAUGUAUCAGCCCCCUCCCACCGUGCUAUCGCAGCACCCCCCACCCCAGCCUGGUUACAUCAUGGCUACGACAGGUCAGCCUUUGCCUCCACCAUCUGGCUACCAGCCCAAUACUGGACACCCGCAUCCUCCUCCGCCUCCGCCUCCUCCAUCACAGACUGUCAUACAGGCUCCUCCACCGCCGCAGGGCUACAUCCAGCCCCCUCCACCGCAACAGAUACAGGUGUCAUACUACCCUCCUGGUCAGUACGCCAGUUCAGGACAGCAGUACCGUGUGUCCCAACCUAUAUCUCACCAGGUGUCUUAUCAAGCCCAACGCACACAACCAAUGCCUCCGCCCAAUCAGCAGUCAGGUCUUCAGACCAUGAUGCCUAGCCAGCAGCCAAGCUAUCAGAACAUGAUGGGGGUGCAGCAGCCUCCAAAUCCUGGUCUGCUCAAUUCCCAAAGAACGAGUAUUGGAGGCCAAAUGCAAAGUAUAAUGGUUCAAUACCCGCAGAUGCCAUCAUAUCAGGUGCCAGUGGCAAAUGAAAAUCAGCAAGUGGUGCAGCAGCAGUACCAGCAGCAGGUCAUGGUCCCUGUCAGCCAGUCUGUCCAGGGGCCUAUGCCUGUCUACUACAGUGUUAUUACACCCACACAGCAAAACAGCACAAGCCCGUCAGUAGGUUACCUGCAGCCUCCCAGCUCAGAGCAGUUUCAGAUCACACAGUCACCGUCUCCCUGCAACCCUCAACCAUUGCAACAGCAAUAUUCAGGAGUGGCUCCUCCAGGGCCUGGGGUGAUGGUCAUGCAACUCAGUGUCCCCAAUGGACCGCAGCCUUCCCAGAAUCCUCCUCUCGUUCAGUGGAACCCGUGCAAGUACUACAGCAUAGAGCAGCGGCCCAGCAAGCCAGGAGAGCUCUACAAACCUGACAACACUCCACAGGCCAGCACUCAGCUGACCAGUCCCCUUGCCUCUCCCACUCAGUCCCCCACCCCAUCUCCCUCUGGCAGUGUCAACAGCGUAUGUCCAGGCCUCGGACCACUACCCCUUAUUUCCCAGUUUCAACGGCCGGGAGGACCGGCUCAGGGUGACGGUCGAUACUCUUUAUUGGGGCAGCCUCUCCAGUACAGCCUGUGUCCUCCACCCCUCAUGCAUGGCCAGUCCUCCUAUAACUCCCACCAGGGCCAAGGAGUAAUCAAACACGGAGCACGAGGAAAGAAACAAACACUCAAAUCUGCAUCAACAGAUCUUGGCACCACAGAUGUUGUUGUGAGUCGAGUACUCGAGGUGACCGACCUGCCGGAGGGGAUUUCACGUCCGGAGGCCGAAAAGCUUUUCAACCAGCUGUCGAUGUGCGGCGCUAAGAUCCAGUGGCUAAAGGAACCCCAGGGAGGCCGAGGAGUAGCCGGAGGCUGCGGUCCCUGUGUCGGAGCCAGCGCGAUGUCUGGGGUCGGCAUGGGAGCAGGGGGAGGGAAGGGAGACGGCCACGACCCAGCGCACCUCUACACAGUAGUUGCAGUGUUCCCCACCACCAUGGCUGCACAGAGUGCUUCCUUCAAACUCAACAACAGCGGAGCCAGCCUCUUCAAACUCCGGGCUGCCAAAAAGAACUAUGACCUUCGUGUGCUAGAGAGAGCCAGCUCUCAGUGAGACGAGACGAGAGGAGAGGGCGAGGACAGACAGACCGACAGAGACGGACACAGAGACUUUUGGUGGAAAAGGAAGGACAACUGAGUGGGACUGCUCUUAGUGUACAAUUUAAAAUCAAAAUGGAAAAAAAAAAAAAAAAAAAAAAAGAGUUAAAUGAUGUGUCAAAUGUAUAAAAGGGAAGAAGGUGUGAAUCAUGAGGUGGCUGGUGUUUGGUUGCAAAUCAGAUUUUUGUUGUUUUGUUUUUAUUCAUUGGUUUUGUUUUGUAUUUAUAAAGCAGAAGAGCACACCAGACACGCAAGCAUGUGUUUCACUGUUGCCGUGGAAUGUGUGCUGCCAUGAUACAAUUACACACACACAAACACACACGCAAACAAACCAAAAGACACGGACAGAUACACAAGGUGCAGGUAACAGGGUCACGUAGCACAUAACAAAAACACACUGGACAGUCGAUCUCAGUCAAAC